AUGGACGACUUUUCCAAGAUCCUGACAUCACUUCCAGAGUUCGGGUCUGGUCUUCGGGGAAUUCUUGUCGAUUGCGCCAGCGGUGAGGGACAUCCGUCCAAUCCCGGUCCAUCCCCUGGGAAUAUUGAACCAAUGCGACAAUUUGAAGUGGUGUCGAUGGAUUUCGUGACAUACAUGCCGAGGUCAGAGCGAGGUAAUUUUUUCUUGCUCUUAUUCCAGGAUAUGUUUUCAGGAUUCAUAAUGUGUAAACCAAUGGCCUCCACGACAGCUCAAGAUGUAGCUGAAGCGUAUGAGGAACGGGUGUUCAGAAAGUUUGGUGCGUCCGAAAUGAUUCGCCACGAUUAA
Phytophthora megakarya is the source of this 345-nucleotide messenger RNA. The record is from the annotation of a GenBank genome assembly. NCBI's taxonomy places the organism in Eukaryota, Oomycota, Peronosporomycetes, Peronosporales, Peronosporaceae.